This is a messenger RNA of Fragaria vesca subsp. vesca, 1362 nucleotides long. Its product is annotated as bifunctional nitrilase/nitrile hydratase NIT4B-like. Gene Ontology annotation, molecular function: nitrilase activity; nitrile hydratase activity. The record is from RefSeq and is a predicted model, not a curated record. The coding region runs from base 43 to 1137 and encodes 364 amino acids. Gene Ontology annotation, biological process: detoxification of nitrogen compound. NCBI's taxonomy places the organism in Eukaryota, Viridiplantae, Streptophyta, Magnoliopsida, Rosales, Rosaceae. The transcript is spliced from 5 exons.
CCCAAGUAAAAACGUAUGAAACAUUCCAACCUCUAAAACUGAAUGGUGGUGAAGUGCGAGCGAGAAGAGACCAAAACAUCAAACUACAAAAACAUGGCUGUGGCACCAGUCAAGGAGACUCCAGUCUUCGCCGAAGUUGACAUGGGCGACGACUCAUCCUCUCCCACCGUCCGCGCCACCAUCGUCCAAGCCUCCACCAUCUUCUACGACACUCCCGCCACUCUAGAUAAGGCUGACAGAUUGCUGGCGGAAGCAGCUGGGUAUGGAUCGCAGCUGGUUGUGUUUCCUGAAGCAUUUGUGGGAGGGUAUCCUCGUGGCUCCAAUUUCGGGGUUGCCAUUGGGAACAGAACCGCUAAGGGGAAAGAAGAGUUCCGAAAGUAUCAUGCCGCUGCCAUUGAUGUACCUGGUCCUGAAGUUGACCGACUGGCAUCAAUGGCUGGAAAAUAUAAGGUCAUCCUGGUAAUGGGUGUGAUAGAGAAAGAAGGGUAUACACUAUAUUGUACUGUUCUGUUUUUUGAUUCUCAAGGUUGCUACCUGGGAAAGCACCGAAAAAUAAUGCCAACAGCAUUGGAGCGAAUCAUUUGGGGAUUUGGAGAUGGAUCCACAAUUCGUGUAUUUGAUACUCCAAUUGGAAAGAUAGGUGCUGCCAUUUGUUGGGAAAAUAAAAUGCCACUUUUAAGGACAGCAAUGUAUGCUAAAGGCAUUGAAAUAUAUUGUGCUCCCACAGCUGAUUCUAGGGAUCUAUGGCAAGCAUCAAUGACCCAUAUUGCUUUAGAAGGUGGGUGCUUUGUCUUAUCAGCUAACCAAUUCUGUCGAAGGAAAGACUAUCCCCCUCCGCCAGAGUAUAUAUUUUCAGGCAUGGAAGAGGAACUUACUCCUGAUUCUGUUGUCUGUGCUGGAGGCAGCGUCAUUAUAUCACCGUCAGGGACUAUACUUGCUGGGCCAAAUUAUGACGGGGAGGCACUCCUCACAGCAGAUCUUGAUCUUGGAGAUAUAGCAAGGGCGAAGUUUGAUUUCGAUGUGGUAGGACACUAUGCACGGCCUGAAGUGCUUAGCUUGAUUGUGAGGGACCAUCCAGCAAAUCCGGUUACUUUUACAUCAGCCUCAGCAAAGAACGAAGACUUGCACGAAUCAUGAUUGAAUCAAAAUGCAGGCUUGUUCACUCAUGAUCGUUUGUGGAUAUAUGAUUUCUGUGACUUUGUUGUAUCUUCUUUGAACACUGGUGUUGUCAUGCUUUGGAAUCUGAUCAAAAGUGAAUUGUACCCCAAAAUUGAUGGGAUUAUGUACUUCCUUAUUUUGUAUUUAAAUCAACUUUAGAGACCAGAUUUCUUGUUAUACUUGUAAUUUAAGUCCAUCUUGAAU